CCGGAAAACGGAAGUAUAUGUGUAACAAAGGUAACCUGGAAGUAGAAAAUCAGCGGGAACGAGCAGGGUACGGGGAUUUUGUAAACAAGAAAGUUAAUCCACAAACAUCUCUUACCAUGGCAGAUUCUAAGGAGGAACAUGAAGAAGUGGAGAAUCCAGACAUUCACUUUGAGCCACUAGUACAGCUAGAUAAAGUAGAAGUUAAGUCAAUGGAAGAGGAUGAAGAUGAAGUAUUUAAAAUUCGAGCCAAACUGUUCCGAUUUGAUAGCUCAGUGGAACCCCCAGAGUGGAAGGAACGUGGAACAGGAGAUGUUAAGUUACUCAAACAUAAGGAAACCGGCCUUGUACGAAUAUUAAUGAGGCGAGAUAAAACUCUGAAAGUUUGUGUCAACCAUUACUUAUCACCACAUAUGCAGUUGAAGCCGAACUGUGGGAGCGAUAGAGCCUGGGUUUGGAGUACGCCUUGUGACUAUGCAGAUGAGGAGCCAAAACCUGAGUUAUUGGCUAUAAGGCUAGCAAAUGCAGAAAAUGCUCAGAAGUUUAAAACCAAUUUUGAGGAAAGUCAGGCUGUAAAUGAAAAACUUGGAAAAACAAAUGCAGCACCUGAGAGUGACCAGAAAAAAUCUGCCCCCAAUGAUCAGAAGGAAUCCGCAUCCAAUGAACAGCCAGAAAGUAAAGACAGUGAGACUGACUCUGUGGCUGAAAAGCUUGGAGAAAUGAGUGUGAAAACGGACAAAGUGACAAAUGAUACGAAACCCGAGUGUGAUCAGAGUAGCAUUAAAGAUGCUGAUAAACCAUCAGAGACUAACGAAAACAAGGCAGAAUCCUAGCGUACUGGAAUUGUUAAAAGUCAACAAAAAGCAUGAACUUUCAAAUUUCGUUUCGCCAAGAGUGUCGUGUAAAAACGUGGCAUAGAGGGUGCAGAUGAAGUUAUACCUGUGACAGAAACAUCAAUCAGCGAAGUGGAAAUGAUAUAUGGACAUAUGUCCAGUUAGUCUCAAAUCUACAUGUAUAAUGAAAUUAAUUGUUUGAAGUUGUCUUAACAUUAAUUUAUUAUGCUUUGAAUGUUUCUGUAUUUUUUUAAUGUCUGAGAAAUGAGAUCCUAUUGCACAUGUAUUCCAGGUUUACAGUUGGAAUUGAACAAAAUAUGCUACUAAAUAUUUGCUUUAGUUGAUAAUUGCCAUCAUCAAUGAGAAACACUUUGCUUGUUUCAGCAUUUAUGUAAUAUUGAUAAGUCAGGAAAUGAGCCAGAUGUCUGGUUAAAGUGUCACAGUACGUAACCCCAGACAAAAGUAUUACAAACACAGGGGUGAUCAUGUGAUGUAUAAUUACAUGUACACCUAAAGAGCUUUCCUCCUGUAGUGGUGUAGACCGCUAUUUUAGAAACUUGCCAGUUUGUAAGUGAUUUAUUAGUUAUUUGAUGCUAAUUUAAGUCGGAGACCAACAAGCUCUAUACUUCAGUGAACAACAAAUGAAACAGAAAAGAGAUGAACAAUCAAAGAUAACCAACGAAAAAUCUUAGUCAUAAUUUUAUUUAAUAAGGUUGUUAUUUUUCUGCGAGAAACAAAUUAUCUACUUCUAUUGGUAAAAAAUUUGACUGAAAUUAACAUAAUGCAUUUUACUGGUAGGUAGUGUGUGUUAGUUUUGAACUAACGUGCGAUGCUUGUCAUGUGUAAAAUCAAGGCAAGAGCCUAAGAAGCCUAUGAUGGCACUGGUCGGGACACAGUCCUAAUACUAAUAGUCAAAGUGAGAGACUUUAAUAGCCAUCAAGGUGAGCGGGUAUUGUAGCCUAUGGUGACACGUGACCAUAUAUAGUCAAUGCGAGAGACUUUCAAAUUCAACAAGGUGAGAGACUAGCCUUAGAUGGCACUAGUCAUGGCAGUAGUCAAAAGUGAGACUUUUUGUAGCUGUUGAUCGAGGUGGGAGAGUAUUGUAGCCUGUGGAGGCACUGCUGGUCAUUACGUUAGUCAAAGUGAAGACAGACUUUCUUAGUCUGAUGUCAUGCAUUGCAAGGUGAGGGACAUUCAGCCUAUUUAACUUGGCACUGAUCUAAUGAAAUGUUUUAUUGUGAUCAGAGCAAUAUCAAAAUGUCUGAAACGUUUCAUGUUUGUAUCGUGAUUUAAGUCUUUCAAGUCAAGGUUGAAGCAUUAUAUUUAAGGAAAGUAAAAUGUGAAAAAUUAA
Molecule: messenger RNA, 2181 nt
Organism: Pecten maximus
Lineage: Eukaryota; Metazoa; Mollusca; Bivalvia; Pectinida; Pectinidae
Product: ran-specific GTPase-activating protein-like
Exons: 6
Coding region: 18-830 (270 amino acids)
Biological process (GO): nucleocytoplasmic transport
Cellular component (GO): nuclear pore; cytoplasm
Molecular function (GO): GTPase activator activity
Source: RefSeq, a predicted model, not a curated record